CUCCACGCGGCGGCGCAAGCGGGGCACGUGCGCGACGUGCAGCUGCUGCUCGCGCGCGGCGCCGACGCCAACGCGCGCGACAAAAAGGGCGAGACGCCGCUGCUCAAGGCGGCGGCGCGCGGCCAGACCGCCCUGCUGCUCGCGCGCGGCGCCGACGCCAACGCGCGCGACAAAAAGGGCGAGACGCCGCUGCUCAAGGCGGCGGCGCGCGGCCAGACCGCCGUGUGCCGGCUGCUGCUGCAGGCGCGCGGCGACCCGGCGGCGGCCAGCUCGUCGGGCGCGACGGCGCUG
Messenger RNA from Emiliania huxleyi CCMP1516, 291 nucleotides. Its product is annotated as ankyrin. The record is from RefSeq and is a predicted model, not a curated record. NCBI's taxonomy places the organism in Eukaryota, Haptophyta, Isochrysidales, Noelaerhabdaceae. The transcript has 2 exons. The annotation marks the transcript as partial. Gene Ontology annotation, molecular function: protein binding.